AUGACUUACAAGGAAAGCUCUGUGGAGCUGUUUGGGGAGAUGUUUCAGAACCUCCCACGUCUAAAUUCUGAUUUCCUCAACUCUUCCUGGCAAAUGUCCAGAAAUAUCUUAACCCCUAAAACAAUUUCAAAGGACAUCACCACCCCUUCAUCAUCUCCCAAACCUUUAUCAGACAUAGCAACAAGCCCACCAUUCUCACCCAGAUCUCUGUCCAAAUCCCCUCAGAGUCCAGUUUUAUCCUCCAAUCCAUCAAGCCCACAUUCUCAAUCAUCAGACAUGCUUCGGAGUAAAGCCUCCAGCACCUCCUCUAAGUCUAAAUCCAAAGAGUUGCCCUCUUCCUUACUGUCGCCUAAGUCUAUAACUAAACGUAACCCUAACAUCCCAGUCUCCCCCAAAAAGACAGCAAAACAUAGAGUACAACAUGUUGCAACUGCUGAAAAGGCCUUAAGUGACAAGUUGUCUUCUCCCCCAACACCUAAAGAACCCUGUAGGCCCACCACACCCCCCACUCAUGUUCCCAGUAAACACCUCAGAGAGAAAGAGCAUCCUCCCUCACCACAAACAGAGGGAGAAACUGUUCAAAGAAAAAUCAUCAUUGAAGAUGUGGAGGAUAAAGGACUUGACUCGGACUUUUUGCCAAAUAUGGAAAAUCAAAAGGGCCGAGCUCUUAGAAGAGCUACAAAAGAGGCAGAGUUGUUUGCCAAGCUCCAGUCCAGUAGGAAGACAAACCAAAAUUCUCACAAGGCCUUACCCACAGAGCUCCUGAAAGGCUCGAGCUCCUUAAAAAAAGAAGUGUCUGCACUGAAGAGCACAAAGAAAAACCCCAAAGUCACGUCCAAAGGAAAAGAGAACAUAACCAAGCAGUCCAAUAAAAUCAAAACACUUAAAUCACCAAAACAAAAUAAGAAACAGCCAGAAUUUAGCCCAAAAACUUCACAGUCUGUUCGGAAGACACUGACUGAAGCACAGCAGAGAUUGACUGACGUGAAAGAAAAUGCCAGGAAAAAUAGAAAUUUGCAACAAGGUAAUAUAAACCGAGAGGAUUUGAAAGACAGCUCUUUAAAUAAAAACUUGAUAGACAGUCCAAGAAGGGAGGAAACUAAAUCAUCAAGUUUGGACAAGACAUCUCCUGUUAUUAAGGUCACAAAAGAAAAUGAAAAAAACAGCAUAUCUGUCCAAAGUGGAAGUUCAACAUCCGCAGAAAAUGUUUCAAAGGAAGACAUCAAACAUGCCCAAACCCAGAUGAAAAAAGUAGACGUCAAAUCGACUCCAACAAAAGAUCAGCACAAGCUUAAAUCUGCAGCAGGAAAAGUUCGAACUAAAACACUGAAUGUUAAAUCACCACUUGUGAAAAAAGAAACCACGCCUGUCACCACACCUGCUCAUACUAAUACUGAGAAAUUCCCAAGUGUGACAUCUACACCUGUGACAGUCAAAGGGAAGCAACAACAGGUCAAAUCCACACCAGUCAAAGAUCGAAGUGAAGAUGCAAAAAAAACUCCAGUUAAAAGUCGAAUUGAAGAUAAAGUAAAGGACAAAAAGAAAACAAAGGAAUCUAAACCAAAGGCAAAGUCAGGGGGAGAAGAAGGAAAGGAAAUCAAAGUUAAAGGUGAAGCUAAUGGACAUGCUAAAGAUGAAACACGGGCCAAGCCGUGGAGUAAUAAGACUGAAGCUCCGCAACAGCAUAUACCUAUUGAAGCAGUUUGUAACCCCAUUCCCUCACAAAGCCCUGAGAGAACAGAGGUGGUUUCUGUCAGCGGUGCCAAAUCCCUGCAAGGCUUUGAACCUGCUGAUACAGAUCUGCUUGUCUCUCAGAGAGACAAAGAGGAAACUAAAAGCCCAACUGAAGAGGAACCAAGGUGGAGAAAAAUUGUUAGUACCGCAGCCUCUAUUCUUCCUGCUGCUGGAAUAGCAGGCCCAGCUAUGGGGGUCCUUAGUGAGGCUGUGACAAGUGUACAGGCUUUUCAGUCAGACAGUGACACAGCUACCUCUACAUCACCCAGAGCACCCAGUCGAGCGAAGCAGUUCACGAAGCAAAGUGCAGUCAUGCAGCCAUCUUUCUCCUCCACACUGUCACGUUUGUCUUCAACAGAAUCAUCAAAUCCAACAGAAAAAAACAAAAAGAAAGAUGCUCAAGUCAGUGUCCUAUCAGAGUCAGGGAGUGCAGCGCAAGAAGAAGAAAGUAAUGAUAUCACUCGCGAUGAGUCAGAUCAGGAGGCGGUAAAAAGUGACAUGUCUGAGCAGAUCGAAGGUGAGGACAUUUCACAAACAGUGGGGAAGAGCAGUGGCACAGACACGGAAACUUCCAAGCAAGGACUUGAAGAAGAGGAGGAUGAAGAUGAGAAAACCUCCACGGCCCCCACUGAGGAUGUGGAAGAAGAAGAAGAUGAGAGUAACAAGGGAGAAGAAACAGAUACUGAAGAUGAGGAGAAGAUGGAAGAUGGAGAGAGUGGAAGUGAUGUGAACGGCGAGGAGGAGGGAGAUGAAAGUAGUGAUGACACAGAGGAUGAAGACGAGAAUGUUUCUGGAGAGGGUGAGGAAGAGCGAGAUAAUGAAUUUGAGGAAGAAGAAGGUGACGAAGAAACAAGCUUCAGCAGUGAGGAAGAGGAUGAAGGAAGUGAGAAGAGUGAUGCUACAGAAUUUGGAGGGGAGGAAGAAGAGGAAAGCAGUGAGAAGACGGGUGGGGGAGAGGAAGAAGAGGAAAGCAGUGAGGAGACAGGUGAAGGAGGGAGUGAUUCUGAAACAUCAGAGGAGGAGGAGCAAAGUGAAAGUGAAGAGUCCAGUGAAACAGAGAGCGAAGAGAGUCAAGAGAACGAGGAUGAAAGUGAGGUGAGUGAGGAUGAAGAAGAUGAAAGAAGUGAAGAGUCCGGGAGUGCAGCUGGAAGCAAGAGCGAAGAAGAGGAAGAGGACACAGGAGGGAGUGGCACUGCAGAGUCUGCAAAAAGUGAGGAAGACGACGAAGAAGAAGAAAAUGAGGUUGAGGAAGAGGAAGAGGGUGAAACUGAUGAGCAAAAAGAUGAUCAAGAUUCCACCGAAAGUGAGGAUGAGGAGAAAAACUCAGAAGAAGAUGAAGAAACAGAUGAGAGUGAAGGAGAGGAAGAUGAUGAGAAACAGGAUGAAGCAAGUGUUGAGACUGAUGAUGAGGAAGAGGAAGACAGUGAGGCUGACCAAGAGGAGGAAGACCACACGCAGCCCAUUCAUUCCUACUGA
Messenger RNA from Toxotes jaculatrix (banded archerfish), 3210 nucleotides. RefSeq names its product transcriptional regulator ATRX-like. NCBI's taxonomy places the organism in Eukaryota, Metazoa, Chordata, Actinopteri, Toxotidae. The transcript has 5 exons. The coding region runs from base 1 to 3210 and encodes 1069 amino acids. The record is from RefSeq and is a predicted model, not a curated record.